AUGAACCAACCAGAUCAUCUCAUUCGGCAUACAAAUGUGCAGGGAUCUGGCGAUCGCGGCGUCAAUAUCGAGUUCCAUAUCGGUGCCGAGAAGAGAAGCUACCCCAAAAAGGUUUUUUGCAUGUGCAAGCGGCAGACUCUCGCCUUCAACAACACGAUUCUGGGACGGAUCUCCGUGGCUGCCAUCUGCAAGUUGUUGCGCUAUGUACUUAAGGCCCAAGUCCAAGCCCUUGGGCCUAGAGAUUGCUUAUUCCAGGACAGUGGCAACGGGCCGUUGGAAAUCGACAGAUCCCCUGAGAGAGGGUGCCUUUUCUACAUCCGGAUAACUGAGCAACUAUUCAUCAAGAUAGAGAUAUUAGGAUUUGAAACCCGGCGGGGUUCAGUCAAACACACCACGCGAUCUGUUAAACAAGUGUCAAAAUUACUAGUUCAUAUCGAGAUUGGUCGGGCUUGGGUGGACCUGAGCCGUCGCUGAGACCGGGUUGAUGGCCAAAAGGGCUUUGAUUAUCAUUGACCCACAUUCUCUAGUUAAUGCGGAAGUGGCCUUUGCAUGCUUAAUCCGGUAUAUGUCUGGGUGUAGAAGCUCAGUGUUCUGUUGCACUUGUAGGAGCACCAAACCCUUGUGAGGCGGCCCAUCAACCUGGAGUAACCAUGGUUCAAUGCCACAGACCUUAGUUUUCCGGCCAGGAACAGCAGAGUGAGGUCUGGUACAGGACCAUGGAACAAUAACAUAUAUAUGUCACUCAGCCAUAGAAGAAAAUAUAAUAAUCUCCAUCACCAUGCUC
Coccidioides immitis RS is the source of this 784-nucleotide messenger RNA. RefSeq lists its product as uncharacterized. Lineage: Eukaryota; Fungi; Ascomycota; Eurotiomycetes; Onygenales; Onygenaceae. Bases 1 to 474 code for a protein of 157 amino acids. The transcript has 2 exons. The record is from RefSeq and is a predicted model, not a curated record.